UUCAAUUUUUGGAAUGCAGCUUAUUUUGCGCCACCAGUGGAACAGUUUGAAGCAUAAUUCCUAAUGUCCAAGCUACUCAGAGGAUCUAAGAAAGUACCUACACAGCUAGACCUAAGUAUCAUCGAAGUAAAAUCAAAGUUUGAUGCAGAAUUUCGCAGGUUUCCCUUGGAUAAAACGCGGCUAACGUCGUAUGAAGAUUUCUACAAGCAUGUGCAGGUGAUUCACAAGUUACAAUCCAUUCCGUUCUCAACAUGGUAUACGGACAUGCAUGGAGACCUACUCCCAAUAAACAACGAUGAUAAUUUCUUGCGGGCUGUGACAACGGCAAGGCCGCUUUUGCGGGUUUUCGUUCAGCGCAAAGGAGGUAGUGUUCCUGAAGAGAAUGCCUUACCCCCUGAAGUACCGAGGCGUCGAAACUUGUUAUCUAAUCUCACAAACCCAGCCAAAUCCCAUCUCAGUAGGAUAUCAAUCAGUGGCCCGCAGGAUUUCCGCCGAGUUUCUGCAAUUGUUGAUGUGGACAUUAUCCCAGAAACCCAGCGCAGAGUUAAAUUAUUGAAGCACAACACAGAUAAACCACUUGGAUUCUACAUACGUGAUGGAACGAGUGUUCGUGUAACACCUAGUGGACUAGAAAAAGUUCCAGGAAUUUUUAUUUCGAGGCUUGUUCCCGGUGGGCUUGCAGAAAGCACUGGUUUGUUGGCUGUAAAUGAUGAGGUUCUAGAAGUAAAUGGUAUUGAAGUGGCCGGGAAAACUUUGGAUCAGGUGACAGAUAUGAUGAUUGCUAAUAGUCACAACCUUAUUAUAACUGUGAAACCCUCAAAUCAGUUCAACAAUCCUGUGCUUGGAAGACUGAAUCGCACUGAGCCAGAUCGCAUGAAAUCACAAAGCCUUACAAACUUAGCAACACAUUCUAUUCAUAAUCCAGUAAUUACUACAGGAUCACCAACAAUGCAUCACGCUUACCACAAUGAAUUGGCCGAAGAAAUCCCAGACAGUGACGAAGAAGACCACCCAACAGUCGAUGAGGAUGGCAUUUUGUCAAUAUAAUCAUUUAUCAUUCCAAAGUCAUGAAGGAGACAAAUCUAUGUAGAAAUAUUGUUACAAGAAUAUACGUGAAUGUAUAGUUUAAACUCAAGAGCAAUUUUCUAUGUGAGAGGAACUUUCUAUGUUUUAGAUUUAGAUAUUAAAGGACUAUUUCUUCAAACAAAAUGAACUGAACUACUGGUUAUGAAUCAAACUUUGAUAAAGAAAUCAACAAUAUUUUACUCAUGUGAUCAAUACUUAAAUAAUUUUUUGUGAACUUUUUGAAUAGUAUCCUUUGUGUUUUUUAUAAACCACUCAGAGACUUUCCACCCAUUUGAUAUAGUAACCUAUAGAGUGCAUUUUAAAGUGUUGUUAGACCAAUGCCAGUGUAAUUAAAACAGCCAGUUAGGGGUAAGGAAAAUAUUGCAGGGAGAUAAUGAGAACAAAAAUGCUUUAUGUGCGGGAAAAUGAGAAAUGCCAAGGUGCAAUUAAUUUAAGUUUUGAAUCUGGUUUGCUAAGCCUUCAACUCCCAAGAUCUGAUUGUUAAUUCUCUCUAACAGCUACACAUU
Stylophora pistillata is the source of this 1592-nucleotide messenger RNA. Its product is annotated as partitioning defective 6 homolog gamma. Gene Ontology annotation, molecular function: protein binding. The record is from RefSeq and is a predicted model, not a curated record. Lineage: Eukaryota; Metazoa; Cnidaria; Anthozoa; Scleractinia; Pocilloporidae. Gene Ontology annotation, biological process: centrosome cycle.